Armigeres subalbatus is the source of this 11504-nucleotide messenger RNA. Its product is annotated as cubilin homolog. NCBI's taxonomy places the organism in Eukaryota, Metazoa, Arthropoda, Insecta, Diptera, Culicidae. The record is from RefSeq and is a predicted model, not a curated record. Bases 86 to 11272 code for a protein of 3728 amino acids. Gene Ontology annotation, molecular function: calcium ion binding. The transcript is spliced from 14 exons.
UCAACACGCGGGUUCGUUGUUGAAAUUUUGAGUAAAAAGUGUGGAAACAUAUUCAUUGGAUGGAAGUGGUGGGGAAUGGUGUACAAUGAAAAAUAAAGUGAUAUUACCAUUAGUCGUUAGCCUUAUAUCCCAGGUUUUCGGCUACUACGAGAAUCAGCCCAAGCUUCUCUCCAACGAUGGACACCUCAUAAUCGAAUCAGCGGUCGACAGAAAUAUCACCGUGAUGUUGAAGGGCAACAGUUUCUUCAACGUUGGUGAUGUUAGUCUAGGGAAACUGAUUCAAGGGCUUGCGAACGUAUCGUCGUCUACGGCGGCACCACCUGAUUCGAGUCAGGCAUCAGAUGGUUCGAAUCAACUUAUGUUUUUGAUGAAUGUCGUGAGUGGUCCUUACGGUUUGCAGAAACGCGUCGCUGCGCUAGAAAAUGGAACGAACGGUGAAUCGAAUGAAGGUAGAGGUCGGGGUAGGAUCAAUAACAUUAAUCGUCGAUUGACAGCGCUAGAGCGGAAAGUUGGAAAUUUAAUGAAUAAAUUAAAGGAGAACAACUGUAAGACAAGUCCAUGCCAGAACGGGGGCACUUGUAUCAGCUUGUUUGAUUCGUUCGUUUGUCUAUGUCCGAAGAAUUGGGAAGGACAAACUUGUGCUACUGAUGUCAACGAGUGUUCAGAGUUUGCUGGUACCGAUUUGGGUUGCAUGAAUGGCGCCACGUGCAAAAAUACACCGGGAGGAUAUAGCUGCAUAUGCGCUGGAGGAUGGCAGGGAAUUCAUUGUAACAGCAAGACAAAGGAUUGUAUGACAUCUGGCAGUGAAUUGUGUGGCCAUGGGACGUGCGUGCAAACCAAGGAGGAACCAGGAUAUAAAUGCAUAUGUGAUCAAGGAUGGAAGAGCAACGGCGUUACACCAGCAUGCUCGGUUGACGUAGAUGAAUGUACAGAAUCUAAGCCUCAUUGUUCGAAAGAUCCGGAGGUCAGUUGUAUAAAUCUGCCAGGGUCUUUCGUGUGUGGCAGCUGUCCAGCAGGAUAUACAGGAAAUGGCUUCUACUGCGUGGAUAUUGAUGAGUGUCAAACAAAUAAUGGCGGAUGCAGUACCUCGCCGUCGGUACCAUGCAUGAACUCGAGGGGUUCUUAUACAUGCGGCAACUGUCCUUUAGGUUACACGGGUGAUGGAAAGACAUGCGUAUUGAGAGGGAGCCGUUGCACCCCGGGUCUUUGUCAUCCACUUGCUCGGUGUAUGGAUUAUGCAGGUGGAGUUGUGUCGUGCAUUUGCCCUCCUGGCUACCAAGGGUCUGGUUAUGGAUCAACAGGAUGCGUGAGAAUGCCCAUGAACCCAUGCACGUUCAACCCAUGUAAGAACGGCGGCACGUGUACAGCUAACGGCAACAAUUACACCUGCACAUGUCCACCAGGUACGGCUUUGCCCAACUGUGUCAGACUCAUAUCACCGUGCGCUGCAAAUCCCUGCUUCAAUGAUGGAACCUGCACUCCAUUCAUCGGCCGUUACGUCUGCACUUGUUCGCCCGGAUACACGGGCAUGCGCUGUCAGAGUGUACUGCGGGCUUGUGGAGGCGUUCUGGAAUCUGAUUCUGGAAACUUGAGCUAUCCGGUGGACAAUGGCACGUACAAUCAUAAUGCGCGGUGCGCGUGGUUGAUUAAGACCAAUCACACCAAAAUUUUGAACAUCACUUUCACGAAGUUCAAUUUGGAGAAUCCAAUGCAAAAUAAGGAAUGCAAAUACGAUUGGCUGCAGAUCCAUGAUGGCAAAACUUCCGCUUCGCACAACAUUGGUAGAUUCUGCGGCAGCGCAUUACCGAAGGGAGGCAGCAUCACAUCUACCCACAAUUUUAUGUAUCUUUGGUUCCGAUCUGACAACAGCACCGCCCUUGAUGGAUUUGAAUUGCAUUGGAACAGUAUAGACCCGAUUUGUGGAGGAGAGAUAGCAGUUCAAAGUCAUGGAGCAAUAGCAUCCCCAGGAUCACCAGGAAAAUAUCCUCCAAAUCGAGACUGCAAGUGGUAUUUGAGCGCUCCCGCAGGAAAACGGUUACAGUUUCACUUUUUCACGAUGCAGCUGGAGGCGCACGAUUCAUGCGAGUAUGACUUCGUUCAAAUCAGUGACGGUUUACAGGAAGAGGCAUCAGUGCUGAAAAAGUAUUGCAAUACAUCGCACCCGGAGCCAUUGGUGACCCCGGGAAAUGAAGCAACCGUGUACUUCCACUCAGACGAAGAUGGUACUGAUGCCGGAUUCCAGAUUAGCUAUUCCGUUAUCGAAGGCAUUCCGGGAUGCGGAGGUAUUUUCACUAAAAACGAAGGAGAGAUCGGUUCUCCGAGGCGUUACGAAGAUAACAAGUAUCCAAACAAUUUGAUGUGUGAAUAUUUAAUCAACCUACCACAGGGAAGUCGGAUCGAGGUUCGGUUCAACAGAUUCCAGCUGGAAAGCAGCGAAACAUGUAAAUUCGAUUAUGUGGAAAUGUUCGAUGGAAGAUCGGUGGAUGAUCCGUCUCUUGGAAAGUACUGCGGAGAACGAUCACCAGCACCAUUCCGCACUAACUCUAACAACUUGUUGAUAAGGUUCCAAUCAGAUUGGUCACAUUCCCAUGGUGGUUUCUCUCUUACCUAUAAACUGCUAUGUGGAGGAGUAUACACAGAUCCAAGUGUUGAGAUCACAAGCCCAGGAUAUCCGAAAACAUACGGCUUGAAUCAAAGAUGUGACUAUGUAAUACAAGCUCCGUUGGGAAAAGCAGUCUUGUUGGAUUUUCAGGACUUUGAUGUCGAAGGAAAUUCUUACCCCAAUUGUGAUUUGGACUUUGUUGAUAUAUAUGAUAGCAUUGAGGCUAGUAACAGUUCAUUUAUAGGACGCUACUGCAGUGCGAAGAUUCCUCCGAGAGCAAUUUCGUCUUUGAACGUGAUGCUGAUGCGAUUUAUAUCCGAUGCCUCAAUUGGAGGCAAGGGAUUUAAAGCAAAUUUUACUUUUGUAAACGUGACUUGCGGAGGUGUAAUCAUGUCGGAGGACAUCACGAUAAGACCUCCAUCGUUAGGAGAUCAGGAAAGCUACAUACCGGAUGCUGACUGCCGGUGGGUCAUUGUUGCUCCUAAAACUCAUGCAAUCCAGUUGACAUGGAAUAGUUUUGAAUUGGAGAAGAGUAGUAAUUGUGUGUACGACUUUGUGGAGGUUUACGAUAACUCUUCAGUCUCAAAGCCGCUGGUGGGAAGAUAUUGUGGAACGUCGAAGCCGCCAGCGCUCACCAGCUCUGGAAACAUAGUUAUGAUUCGUUUUAAAAGCGAUAGCUCUAGCUCUAAAGAUGGAUUCAGUUUAUCGUUCUUAUUCCGAGAUGUAUCAAAGUUAUGUGACGGCAAUUUCUUUACAUCAACCGGAGUUAUUAAAUCACCCAACUAUCCCUCAGAUUACCCUUCGAACAAAAACUGUGAAUGGGUAAUUACGGUUCCUAUGGGGCAGCAGAUUGAGCUCAACGUGAAAAACUUCACUAUGGAAAAACAUAGCGCGUGCCGAUUUGACGGUUUGGAAAUUCGAAAUGGAGGAACGCCUAGUUCACCGUUGAUAGGAAAGUUCUGUGGCUCUGAUGACUUCAACGGGACAAUUUCUUUCAGUAACAAGAUGUACUUGAAAUUCUACUCAGAUGCAUCACGGAACUACGGAGGUUUCUACAUUGAGUGGGAUGGUACUGCGACGGGUUGUGGUGGUGUGCUUACCUCGCCUAGGGGUUCAAUCAUUUCGCCAAACUACCCCGAAUCGUAUGGCAACAAUGCCCAAUGUGGCUGGCGCAUCACUGUUAGCGCUGGAUCGGCAAUACACAUAGUUUUUAUAGACAUCGACAUGGAAAGUGUCGCUAACUGUCGUUACGAUCAUCUGGAGGUUUUCGACGGUCGUGACGUAGCUGGUAAAAGUUUGGGCAAGUUCUGUGCCGUCGACACUGAUCCGAUUCAACUGGAUACCGAGGACAACCAUGCUUUUAUUAAAAUGCGAAGCGACGACACUAAUCAAGGCCGAGGGUUCCAUCUUAAAUACAAUAUUUUGUGUAAACGAAACGUUACUGGAUUUAAUGGCGUUAUUGAAUCUCCCAAUUUCCCCGAUAGAUAUCCCGGUGGGACGGAAUGCUUAUGGACUAUUUCAGUGCCAAUCGGGAACAAGAUCGAUAUAGAGUUUUCUCAUUUUGAAUUAGAAAAUGGCAUGAUAUUUAAUAGUGAUCAGACUCAUGUUUGCCAUUUCGAUUAUGUCGAAAUCAGUGAGCCAGAUGAUGAGCAAAAUGUGCCGAAAAAGUAUUGCAAUGAUAUGCCCGCCAAAAUGACAUCAAAAGGAUCGACUGUACAAAUCGGAUUCAAGUCGGACUCGAGCGGAGAGAAUAUCGGCUUCAGACUUGAAUGGCAGAUCAAUGGAUGUGGAGGUGUGCUGACGAGACCGACCGGCUCGUUCGCCACACCAAAUUAUCCUAACGAGUAUCCUACCAACACGCAAUGUCUCUGGACCAUCGUGGUACCACCAGGAAGCGCGAUAGAAGUGACAGUAUCCAACUUCAAUAUGGAAUCAUCUAGCAACUGUCGAUUUGAUGGACUAACAAUAUCGAAUUCCGAAGAUUUCACACAAAUAAUAAGUACAUUCUGCCACACGCAAAAAGAACCGGUCAAGUUGACAAGCGCGAGCCACAAACUGUAUGUCAAAUUUUUCAGUGAUCAGACUUAUACAUAUAAAGGAUUCACAGCAUAUUACCGAACCAUUCCGGCAAAAUGCGGUGGACUCUUAACCGCCCAUCAAGGCUACUUGUAUUCGCCUAACUAUCCGAAGAACUAUCCAGCAAACCAGUCGUGCGAGUGGGUGAUACAAACCGAUUUUGCGUACACGUUGCAGUUUAAUUUGGAAGACAUUGGCAUUGUUAAGAGUCCAAACUGCUCACAGGACGUUCUACAGGUCUACGACGGCUUGGUACGAGAUAAAAGGAAGCUACUUAUGUCAGUUUGCGAUAGUGAGACAAACGUGACUUCCGUAGAGUCGCGUAGCAAUCAACUGUUAGUGACUUUCACCUCAGAUGUAGCGUUCGAAGCGAAGGGCUUCAGGGCAAACUAUUCGAUUAACUGUGGAGGCCGCAUCAACGUGACACGGACUGGGAUGAUAUCGCUGGAGAACACCUACAAAAUCAAAUCGGAAAACUGCACAUGGAUCCUCGUUGCCGAACAGCCAACGCAACACGUGACUCUUCAGGUGAUGCACAUGAACAUUGUGGAGGUGGAAGGAGCUUGUUUGGCGAGCUUGACGGUGCACGACGGAGACGGAAUUGACGCACCGGUAAGGUACAACGGAUGUGGGAGCAAAAAUCCAUCGGCGAUCGUUAGCUACGGUAGCUCACUGACGGUGCACAUUACGUCGGAGGACUACAAUUUGUUCAAUUUACUGGGCAUGCAGUUCGUUGCGAGUUAUUCCGUGUUGGAUAAUGCAUGCGGAGGCGAGUUGACUUCCUUUUCCGGUGAAUUUGCAUCGCCCAACUAUCCGAACUCAUACCCAAUGAACAUCGAGUGCAUCUGGACGGUGAAGGCAUCGCCAGGAAAUACCGUUCAGCUGUAUUUCCAGUCUUUGGAUAUGCUGCAAUCGGAAAAUUGCAACAUCGAUUACCUGGAAAUAAGGGAAACUUCCGGCAGCGGUAAACUGAUUGGGGAUUUUUGUGGCAAAGAGUCUCCGACCAAUAUGACGUCGGCAAAUAGUUUUUGGAUCAAGUUCCAAGUUGGCAAUCAAGGCGUUGCGAAGGGUUUCUUAGCUGAGUACUCGUACAACAUGUUCAGUGAAGUCAGUGGUAGAGGAGGUGUAAUAACGUCGCCCAUGUUCCCUCGCGACUACGCUCGGAAUGAGGUUCAUAGUUGGAGAAUCAUUGUAGAUGUGGGAUCUGUUAUUUCGAUGAAAUUCACUGUUUUCGAAAUAGAUGCUAAGUUCAUAGAUACUUGCGAAGGACAACUAGAGAUCUACGAUGGCUUCGACGAUACUGCUGAGCCCUUGAAGGGAGAACUCUGUGGCCUAACUCCGCCGGAUCCGUUCAAGUCAUCAUCUAAUGUGGUAUUCAUUCGUCUGGAUCAUUCCGACGCCAGUGGGCCAUCAAAAUUCUCGUUAAGUUGGGAGACAAUUGGAAAGCCAGAUCAACCAGAUACACAGACUAACAUGGAUGAUUAUUUCUGUGGUGGUCCUAAUGUAGUCUCACUUUCCGAAAAUGUUACAACCUUCAACAUCACAUCCCCCGGUUAUCCAUUUGGGUAUCGCGCUAACUUGAAUUGUACUUGGAUAAUCCAGUCGGCAACUCCAACAGAACAUGCUUUCCUUCAAUUAAGUUACGUGGACUUGGAAGAAACCGAUGCAUGUUUGACAGACUAUUUAGAAAUUUCUUCGUCCCCGGAUUUGUUCUCGUGGUCUAAACCGGAAAGGAUUUGUACGUUUGGAUAUCGAGUGAAAUCCAUGUUCCAUGGUAAACCAUUCCUGAAAGUAGAUUUUCGCACGGAUUACUUCACAAAUCGAACAGGCUUCACUGGAGUUGCAUCUCGACGAUGUGGCGGUGUCAUGACGGAGUCAAAUGGAGUCAUCGAAGUACUUCCAACUCGUUUCAAUGAAACAACUAGAAUGCUGGAUUCGUUCUGUAUGUGGAAUAUUACCGUGCGUCCAGGCCGGACAAUUGAAUUCCAGUUUGUGUUAAUGAAGCUUCAGAAAACGGAAUCUUGUGACGCUUCUGUAUCCAUCAAAAACGGAAUUGAUGAGUAUUCUCCUCUGUUGGGUUCAUAUUGCGGAAAUGAAAUACCCCCGAAGGUGAACACGUCUAGUAAUAGAGCAUUUGUUAAGUUCACCUCAGGGCAUAUAACGACCAACCAAUUUAAACUUGUUUAUCGCGAGGUUGGUAUAGACUGCGGUGGCAACAUAAUUCUGAGGAAAAAUAAUUCACCAUUAACGCUAACUACGCCAAAUUUCCCAGAAGUUCCGCAUCCUCAUAGCGAGUGUAUUUGGACAAUUAUGGCUCCGGCCGGAGAAACAAUCAAGUACGAGUUCAAACCGUUUAUGCUUAAGUUUUCACAUAACUGUGCCAGUGAAUUUGUUGAGGUGAGAGAUGGUGGCACUACUAGUUCCAAAGUGCUGAUAAAGGCUUGUUCACAAGAAUCCGCACCGUCUAGGUUGUCGACCUCCAACAUGCUGCGAGUGCGAUACUUCACUGAAAACUCUGACCCAGGGAACGGAUUCAAGUUGAAUGUAUCGAUAGCCAAAUGUGGAGGAUCUAUCCAUACUCCAAAGGGUACCAUUCAAUCAAAGAACUAUCCUAUACUUGGCGGAUAUCCUGCCAAAUCAGUUUGCGAAUAUUUUGUUUCUGGUGGUAUGAAUACAGUGCUGAAUUUAAGUUUUGUAGAUAUUAAUUUGCCAUCCGGAAUAAAUUGCUCAAGCGACAAUAUAAAAAUUUACAGUGUCAUACCUGGUGAGAACGUUACAGAAGUUUUGAUUGGAACGUUCUGCGGUUCGCAGAUUCCAACAUCAUUGUUUACCUUCGGCAAUCAUGCAAAACUCGUAUUCACCACUAAUUCACCGCAGAGUUCCUAUCGAGGCUUUAAAAUCGCCUUUGACUCGGUCGCAGAUCAAUGUGGCGGUGAGAUCAACGCGGCAUCUGGGGAUGUAACCAGUCCCGGAUAUCCCGAUGGAGGAUUGCGUUUUCAACGAUUCUGUGAGUGGAGAAUUACGGUACCGGAAGGACGGCGUAUCAAAGCGGAAUUUGUUGAUCUUGAUUUGUCUACAGUUAGCGCUAGUUACAUGCAGAGGGUUGGAUUUUACCAUGGAUUUGACUAUUCGGCACGGAUACGGUUUGUCACGGGCGGGACCUACAAUAAUCAACCAGUCUACUCGAGCAGUAACAAGAUGAUGAUCAACUUUUGGUCUCGAAUUUCGUCCGACAACAGAGGAUUCAAGUUACACUUUAGUAGCGAUGAACCAUCUAUAUGUGUUGGAAAUCUGGAUGGAAGCGAAGGGAUGAUUGCUACACCAAUUAAUAAGACAAGUUUCAUGUGCGAGUACAGGCGAUCUUCAGGAGUUUUUACAGUCGAAGCAAAUGGCAGAAAAGCCGGAACGAUGGCAUUGUACUUCAAUGAAAUGAAGGCCGGAUUAUACAACUCUGCAUGUUCGUUAAACACUAGAGGAGUAUUCGUUUUAAGGAACGCUGUAAUGGGAAGUCAAUCGUCAGCUUUAAAGAAGUAUUGCGGAAAUGGAACCAAUAGUGACAUAGUGCGAUCUCCCUUUCCGGAUAUGUAUAUUUUGGCUCGUCAAGGUUUAUUCUUGGGCGAUGUGCAAUUUAAGCUGCAAUACAAAAUUCAUCAAUGCGGUGGUAUGUUUGGAAAUGAAUUAAAAAAUAUCUCAAGUUCAAGCUUCAGCAGACAUGUUGGGCCAGUUGAUUGCGCGUGGAAUGUUGAUUAUCCAGAAAACACUCUGAUUAGCAUCGAGUUUGCCAGUUUAAAUUUGAAUGAUUCAUGCGAUAAUGAAUUCCUGUUAAUUUACAACGGUCCUAGCAUGAACAGUCCGCUAUUUGGUAAAUUUUGCAAAGGAACUGGCGUGGAAACUAUCAUCACACAGGGUCGUUAUGCGUUUAUUGAAUACCACUCGGAAAAUGGCAAAACGAGGGGCGACUUUGAACUGAAGCUCUCGGAUAUGACCUUCGGAUGCGGUGGAACAUUGCAUAAGAAUAUUGAUACUUUUGGUUUAUCUAAUGUUCAGGGCAGAUAUGCUCCCAAUAUGGAGUGCAUUUGGACAAUCAGAGCAGACACAGGUUAUCAUAUAGGAAUAAGUUUUAUCAAUCGAUUCAAUCUGGAGAAAAGCGACAACUGCUCCAAAGAUUACAUCGAAUUUUUCGACCGUAUUGACGAUAGUUGGACUAGUAUGGGUCGUGUUUGCGGAAAGGAUAUGCCAAAAGCGUUCAAUUCAACUGGUGCUUUGAUGAGAGUGAUAUUCAGAUCGGACUCCAGUGUGGAAGGUGAUGGUUUUACCAUCAAAUGGGAACAGAACUGCGGUGGAGUUUACACAGUCGAUCAGACAUCAAGGGUUAUGAUGAGUCCAAAUUAUCCAAUGAAUUAUGACCGUCUGGUGACGUGCAACUACACAUUCGUAGCUCACGAGUCAAGUGCGCUAGUCAACAUAAACUUUUUGGAUUUCGCACUGGAAGAUGGCCCGCAGACAUCGAUUUGUAUGUACGACAAUAUAACUAUGUAUAAGCCAGUGGAUUAUCAAGUACCAUUACAAUGGGAAAAGGAAGGAACGUAUUGCAAGCAGAACUCUCCAGGUCGGAUGAGAUUCAAGGGUAGAGUUGCUGUGGUCUUCAAGUCCGACCGUUGGUUGGAGUCUAGGGGAUUCAAAUUUGAGUACAAGCUGGAUAGCUGUGGUGGCUUAAUAACACAAUCGACGCGCAUCGAGAGCCCAGAAAGUACUACGAAAAUUAGUGGCUAUGGUAAUACUAUGCACUGUACAUGGAACAUAACAAUUCCGAACGGAAAAAAGGUGAUUGUGCGGUUUGAAGAUUUUGAACUUGAGCAUAGUGAUGGAUGUUAUUUCGAUACUAUUGAAGUUUACACAGGACUCGAGAAGAAACCCGAACAAAAACUGGCGUCACUAUGCGGAAACUUGACCUCCCACGCACCUGCAAUAAGUAUCAAAGGAAGUAACGGAAUUGUCUACUACAAAUCGGAGCAGUUUACAACAAGUAAUCAUCGUUUCUCGGCUGUCGUUCUAUAUGUGGAUGACUGCGAUCAUCAUAUUACUUUAGAUCCGAAUUCUAAGCCUUAUAACUUGAAUGUUCAAAAUGUCAACGAUCCCACAUUGCGUGAUUGUCAAUACACGUUCAAAGCUCCAGCAGGGUACAACUUGCAGCUGCUGUUCACCAAAUUUCUUUUGGGUUCCUCUCGGAAUGCUACGGACUGUUCUGGCAACUUCCUGGAGGCACGUGACGGAUUGGGCCCAUUCGCCGAACUAAUUGGAAAGUUCUGCGGUUAUGUGCUGCCAUCAGUGGCGACAACAUUUACUUCGUCUUUGUUUAUGCGCAUGGUGACCGAUUCGACUGGACAAGGAACCGGCUUCAAUGCUACUAUAUCGCUGGUGGAGUCUCGCUGUGGUGCAACCUACUACAAUGUGUCCGAUGGUCGAGUGGCGAUUCUAAAGAGUCCAAACUUCGGCAAUGGGAAUUACUUACCGAAUAUGAAAUGUUUAUGGCUUUUGGAGGUUCCAUUAGGGAAAACGAUCAACGUUGAAUUUAAAGAUUUUAAGCUGCAGAGCUAUGACGAUGAUCUGGAUAUGUGUCCCGAUAAGGUCGAAGUGUUCGAUGCAAAUUUGAAAUCAUUUAUUAGUGAAGGAUUAGGAGAAGACGUCAUAUUCCGUGGAAAAUCCUCACAUGCUUAUAAGUCAUCAUUUUAUCACGGUACCCGGAAUCCCAACUCUCAUCACAUAUACUGCGGCUCUGGCAGUAUCCCGUCAACUUAUCAUUCUCUCUCGAACAAGCUCUACGUUAAGUUCGAAAGUAACGAACGUAUCGAAGACAGCGGAUUCCAGUUAUCCGUGCAGGAGAACCAUUACUGUGCUCGGAACUUCACACGUCUGCAAGGCCGCAUCUCUAGUGAUUACGUCGUACGAAAGGAGCACUGUACGAUCACGAUUCAGGUCCCGGAGAACUACACCAUCGCGCUAUAUUUCGUUAUUACCUACACUCAUGUUGCGGAUUGCGAAAAGCAUGGUAUCCGCAUUUACGAUGGUAUAGGGACGGAAAAUCAGGUGGCUACAUUAUGCACCUAUGCUACGCCGAACCCGGUGUUCUCGGAAAGUAAUUCGUUGAGGAUAGAAUUUCCUGCAGUGACUGAGGUAUCGACUCUUAUCGAUGCUUCAUAUUUGGCUACGGAUCAAGGGCGCGGCUGUGGCGGAGAGAUGUUCAACUACGGAGGAGUAUUCAGCAGUCCAAUGUAUCCAAACAAUAACCGCACUCGGAAGGAUUGUCUGUUCACGAUUACGGUUCCCAACAACUUGCGCAUAGCACUGAAGUUUGAUGUUUUUGAAAUGGGCAGUACAACUACAUGUGGUACGGAUUAUGUUGAAUUCAUAGAAGUUAAGGGUGGUGAGAAAAGGGUAGCUCGUAAGCAUUGUGGAGCGGAUAAGCCGGCCACUUAUGUUAGUGAGAGUAGCAUAUUGCAGGUACUGCACAAGCAGACUCAGAACUUUGGCGGCACAGGGUGGUUAGCAAAAUACAUGGCAGUAGAAAAGGAUGCGGUAGUCAAUGAGUGGUAGAGAUUCCGUGCAAUUGAUCAUACAAAGAAAUAUAACAAACAGUAAUAAACUUGGAUAGAAAUUCAGAAACUUGCAUCAAUUUUUAUAACAUGAGAACCCAAAUGUUGUAAAACAUAACAGCAAUCCGAAAUUCCAUUAAAUUAAAUCAAAAAGAUAUAAAUAUUUUCAUGAUCAUUAUUAUAAAAGACUUACAUGAGAAAGCAAUUCUCUUUAGAACGCAUUGCACAUGGGU